CCACCCGUAAAAGUCCUUUUUUCCGCGCACAAAAGUCAACUCUCUCUCAUCUUCUUCGUCCUCUGUCUCUGCAUCUCUGCUAUGGAUGAACAACCUCUGGUGUGAUUUCAGCUUGAAUUUCCCCAGGAACGUUGAUUUCCACUUUCUCUGUUUUAGAUACUUGUGAAGAGGAUUGAGCUUCGUGCGUCACAAGGAUUGGAUUUAUUUCUUCAUGGGUAACGGUGUCGGAAAGCUAAGUGUGUGUUUCACCGGUGGAGAACACCGCCGGAAAAAGGACAUGUCGGUCCUAUUUCCGGAUCCACUCGAUGAAGGCUUGGGUCACUCCUUCUGCUACGUCCGACCCGACACGACUCGGCUUUCUUCUUCAAAGGUUCACUCCGAGGAAGAGACAACGACCUUCCGUACAAUCUCCGGCGCCUCCGUUAGCGCUAACACGGCGACCGCUCUCUCCACUUCCCUCUACGAUUCGUACGGACACAUGGACAGAGCCGCCGCAUUCGAGAGCACGAUGUCGUUUUCGUCCAUCCCUCUGCAACCGAUCCCGAGAAGCAUGAUGAUCUCGGAUCAGAUUGUCCCGGGCUCGGGUCCGCUGGAGAGAGGGUUCCUCUCGGGUCCAAUCGAGAGGAAUUUCAUGUCGGGUCCGUUAGAUCGGGUAGGGUUAUUCUCUGGCCCGCUUGACAAACCUGGCUCCGAUCAGUUCCAACGAAGCGUCUCCCAUGGAGGUCUAGCUUUCCGGGACAGGACGAGGAAAGGGUCGUUGUUUCGGGUCCUCCGGCGAGCAAUCUCGAAGACGAUAGCUCGAGGGCAGAACUCGAUCGUUGCUCCGAUCAAAGGAGUGAUAUCAGUCAAAGAACCCGAUUGGGUCUUCGGGUCGGAUAAAACCCGAAUCCACCAAACACAGCACAACGAGAAUCUCACCGUCAAUAGCUUGAACUUUAGCAGCGAUGGGAGCUUAGACGACGACGUUUCGUUCGAAAGCCAGAACCUUCAGUGGGCUCAAGGGAAAGCCGGCGAGGAUCGUGUACAUGUCGUCGUGUCGGAGGAACACGGGUGGCUUUUCGUCGGAAUAUACGACGGAUUCAACGGUCCAGAUGCUCCAGACUAUCUGCUCUCGCAUCUGUAUCCGGCUGUUCACCGGGAGCUCAAGGGUUUGUUAUGGGACGAUCCGAAGAUCGACCCGAAAUCUCAGGAAUCUCCCCCUGAGACCGACUCAGAGAGGACCUGUGGCAAUGAAUCGUGUUCGAACUGUGCUGAUACGGACAAUAAUCCUAGUCGGAGCGGGAACUCUGAUACGGGAACGCGCAAAUCGGGGAAGAAAUCAAAGAACAAGGAUCGAACGUCGAGGAAGUGGGAGGAGAAUCAGCGACGGUGGAGGUGCGAGUGGGACCGGGAGAGGCUCGAUCUGGACCGUCUAUUGAAGGAACAGAUGAAUCGGAGUAAUGGGUCGGAGCGAUCGCCAACGACAAACCAUUCGGAUGUUUUGAAAGCUCUGUCACAAGCUCUGAGGAAGACGGAAGAAGCGUACUUGGAGAUUGCAGACAAGAUGCUCGAUGAAAAUCCUGAACUAGCAUUGAUGGGUUCUUGUGUUCUGGUGAUGCUGAUGAAAGGUGAAGAUGUUUACGUCAUGAACGUUGGUGACAGUAGAGCUGUCUUGGGGCAGAAAGCUGAGCCAGAUUACUGGUUAGGGAAGAUAAGACAGGACUUGGAACGGAUCAAUGAAGAGUCCAUGAAUGAUUUCGAAGGUUGCGAAGGAGAACGAGCCGGUCUGGCCCCGAAUUUAUCAGCUUCUCAGCUGACCGUUGAUCAUAGCACAAACCUAGAAGAGGAAGCCGAGAGAAUCAGGAAUGAGCAUCCGGAUGAUGCUAAUGCCGUCUCGAAUGAACGGGUGAAAGGCUCCUUGAAGGUUACGAGAGCUUUUGGUGCUGGUUUUCUCAAGCAGCCGAAAUGGAAUGAUGCCCUUCUCGAGAUGUUUAGAAUAGAUUACAUAGGAACAUCUCCGUACAUCAACUGCUUGCCGUCUCUCUGCCACCACAGAUUAGGCCCGAAAGAUCGGUUUCUGAUACUAUCAUCAGAUGGUCUGUACCAAUACUUCACGAACGACGAAGCCGUCUCAGAAGUCGAGCUCUUCAUCACGCUGCAGCCUGAGGGUGACCCGGCUCAGCACCUUGUCGAGGAACUUCUCUUCCGAGCUGCCAAGAAAGCCGGUAUGGAUUUCCACGAACUGCUCGAGAUUCCACAAGGGGAACGGAGACGGUACCACGAUGAUGUUUCCAUAAUAGUGAUCUCUUUAGAAGGAAGAAUGUGGAAAUCUUGUGUAUAAAAAACUGAGCUUGUGCCCAGGGUUCGAACUGAUGAACGAGUUUCAGCUUGGACCCUUGAACCCGAAAACACGGGAGAAAUAUGCUUCAGCUCAGAUCUAUUAUGUAUUACGAUGUGAAUAAACACAAAAGAAAAAAGUUUUGCCUCUCUAUAUCAAUCAAACAAAGUCUCAAAAGUGAUUCAAGUCAUGUUUUUUUUAAAACAAAACCUUAUUUUCAGACA
Messenger RNA from Tarenaya hassleriana, 2541 nucleotides. Its product is annotated as probable protein phosphatase 2C 23. The record is from RefSeq and is a predicted model, not a curated record. Gene Ontology annotation, molecular function: protein serine/threonine phosphatase activity. Gene Ontology annotation, biological process: protein dephosphorylation. Bases 212 to 2320 code for a protein of 702 amino acids. Lineage: Eukaryota; Viridiplantae; Streptophyta; Magnoliopsida; Brassicales; Cleomaceae. The transcript has 4 exons.